AUGUUAACGGCGGAAAACAAUUACGUAGAAUGUUCUAGAACUUUUUUUUUUUUCGAUCUAACACGAUCCAUAAGUAACAUAGAUGGAGCAGAAUAUAAUUGUAAUAAAACACAAGUUCGAAAAGUUAUAUCGGGAGUCGGGGGAGCAGCGUCUAGUGUUACGUCAAUACAAGUUGCCAAUUUAUUAAGACUCUUUAGGAUACCGCAAGUAUCUUUUUUUUCAACGAGUCCAGAACUUAGCAACAAACAAAGAUUCGAAUAUUUUUCACGUACGAUACCAUCCGAUCAUUAUCAAGUUAAAGCCAUGGUUGAAAUUGUUCGACUUUUGGGUUGGUCCUACGUUUCCAUUAUAUACGAAGAAAGCAAUUACGGAAUUAAGGCGUUCGAAGAACUGGAAGAUUUAUUUGGUAAAUACAACGUUUGCAUUGCCGUUAAAGAAAGAUUGGUUAAAGAUUCUGGAGUUGCAGACGAAACCGCUUACGAUCACAUCGUUCAUAAAUUACUUACGAAACCGAGAGCAAAAGGUGCCAUAAUAUUUGGUUCUGAUCAAGAAGUUGCUGGAGUUAUGAGAGCAGUACGUCGUUGUAAUGCAACCGGAAGUUUUUCCUGGAUCGGUUCGGAUGGCUGGAGUGCCAGAUCGUUAGUAUCAGAUGGAAACGAACCCGAAGUAAGUAAUUUAAAAAAUUUUUUUCAUAUAAAAUUAAAAGAAAUCCCUGUUGGAAACCUUAUUCAUUUUACUUUCUCGAAUGGAAUGAUUCGAAAAAUGAAUAAUAAUAAUAAUUAA
This is a messenger RNA of Pediculus humanus corporis (human body louse), 783 nucleotides long. RefSeq names its product metabotropic glutamate receptor 4, 6, 7, putative. Gene Ontology annotation, molecular function: adenylate cyclase inhibiting G protein-coupled glutamate receptor activity. Gene Ontology annotation, cellular component: membrane. The transcript is spliced from 5 exons. Gene Ontology annotation, biological process: G protein-coupled receptor signaling pathway. The coding region runs from base 1 to 783 and encodes 260 amino acids. Lineage: Eukaryota; Metazoa; Arthropoda; Insecta; Psocodea; Pediculidae. The record is from RefSeq and is a predicted model, not a curated record.